AUGGAGAAGGACCUUUCUUUCACCAAGUCUCGUUUUCAUACAAAUUCUGAAAAAGCUUCAGUGGCCUUGUGUGAAAAUGAGAUAAGGGAAAUAUUCAUGCUAUUCGACACAGAUCACAACUAUGUUCUGAGCAAAGAAGAGCUAGAGAAUGCUUUCGUAUACCUUGGUGCAAUGAUCCCUGCGUUAAGAGCCUGGCGUGGGAUCAACCAUGCAGAUACUAAUAGAAAUGGACAAGUAGAAUUUGGCGAUGAGUUGGAUAAGCUUGUCAAAGCUUCAGUGACCUUGAGUGAACAUCAGUUAAGGGAAAUAUUUAUGCAAUUCGACGAAGAUCACGACAAUGUUCUGAGCGAAGAAGAGGUAAAGAAAGCUUUCACAUACCUUGGUUCAAGGAUCCCUGACUUUAGAACCCUUCGUGGGUUCAACCAUGCAGAUGUCAAUGGAAAUGGAAAAAUAGAAUUUGGCGAUGAGUUGGAUAAGCUUGUCAAAUAUGCUUUUAAACUUGGCUACACUGUUAUGUAG
Molecule: messenger RNA, 519 nt
Organism: Manihot esculenta (cassava)
Lineage: Eukaryota; Viridiplantae; Streptophyta; Magnoliopsida; Malpighiales; Euphorbiaceae
Product: calmodulin-like
Exons: 2
Coding region: 1-519 (172 amino acids)
Molecular function (GO): calcium ion binding
Source: RefSeq, a predicted model, not a curated record